This is a messenger RNA of Linum trigynum, 2391 nucleotides long. NCBI's taxonomy places the organism in Eukaryota, Viridiplantae, Streptophyta, Magnoliopsida, Malpighiales, Linaceae. The record is from the annotation of a GenBank genome assembly.
ACCCGCACCGGCCACGGGGCGGGUAUAGGUAUCGAUUUACCCGGCCCGGACCUGCCCAUUUCCAUUCCGGCGCUUAGAUUUGGCGACGCGGAUGGAUAUUAUUCCACCUUCCGAGGCCCUUAUCUGAUAUGAAAAUGGGCCUGGUUGGAUCCACUGCAAAGUUAUUCGUCUUUCCAUCCCAGGCCCGAAGAACGAAUCCAUGGACAUGGUGCUAUUUGGGCUUUGGAUUAUACUUUAUAUAGCUCCGCCGGAGCGCCAAAUUCAUUUUUUUCCGGCAGAGAGAACUCCGGGGAUUUUUUUCCAUUUCCUGUCCGCGCAGUCUGGGGGUAACUGAACCUUCUCCUUCUCUUUCUUUCUGCGCCAAUUUCAUAUCAGCUAAAUUUGUCGGCUUCUCUUGUUUGAUGGAAAUGGGUAAGGGCUAUGUUCUGAAAAAUUGGAAUUCUAGGAUGGCGGGUAGAGUGAAAUCGAGUUUUGGUGGAUUUUUCUGUGGCUUAGGGAGUUUCAGUAACAUUUUGUUUCUGUGGAUUUUUUGACAAAGGACUGCAUCGCAACUGUUGAUCGAGUUCUGGUGGAUUUUUCUCAUGCGUAUUUCUGUUGAUUCUAGCUGGGUGACCUUACCAAAACACAUAUGAGAACCAUUGAGGUUUGAGGAGUUACUGGGUUUGACUAAUGAAUCUCUCGACUGUUUCAGGGCUUCUCUGGCUGUACAUAAUCAAUUGCACCAGAGAUAUAAGAUAAAUUAUCGAUGGCAUCUCAAGACUCUGUCAUGAUCCACACUGACCAGGUUCUUGUAGAAGAGAAGUCGUCCGCAAGGAUAUUGGUAUUAAAUAGGCCCAAACAGUUGAAUGCCCUCUCGUAUCCAAUGAUUUCUCGGCUUCUAGAGCUUUUCCUUGCUUACGAGGCGGAUCCUAAUGUCAAUCUUAUUAUUCUUAAGGGAAAUGGAAGAGCAUUUUGUGCGGGUGGUGAUGUUGCAGCCGUUGUUCAUGAUAUUCGCAAAGCUAACUGGAAGUCAGGAGCCCAAUUUUUCUCAAAGGAGUUCAUCUUGAAUUAUGUGAUGGCAACAUAUACCAAACCCCAGGUGUCGAUCCUUAACGGAAUUGUCAUGGGAGGAGGAAAUGGUGUUACUAUGCAUGGAAGAUUCCGCGUUGCAACUGAAACUUCGGUGUUUGCUAUGCCUGAAACGGCUUUAGGUCUCUUCCCUGAUGUAGGUGCCUCCUACUUCUUGUCCAGACUCCCUGGAUUCUUUGGAGAAUACGUUGGACUUACUGGAGCAAGGUUGGAUGGUGCUGAAAUGCUUGCAUGCGGCCUUGCAACUCAUUUUGUCCCUGCAACGAAAUUGAGUCUACUGGAAGAAGCACUAUACAAGGUAGAUUCAAGUGAUCCAGCCAUCAUUUCUGCAAUUAUUGACUGCUACUCUCAGAAACCAAAGUUAAAAGACCUAAGUGCUUAUAAACGUUUAGAUGUCAUUGAUAGAUGCUUCUCCCGGAAAACAGUUGAAGAUAUCUUGUCUGCGCUUGAAAGAGAAUCCAUGGAUAAGGCAGAUGAUUGGAUCAAUAACACUAUUUGGUCACUCAAGAAGGCUUCUCCAACAAGUCUUAAGAUUUCACUCCGAUCAAUUCGAGAAGGAAGGAUACAAGGUGUUGGUCAAUGCCUAACUCGGGAGUUUCGAAUGGUCUGUCAUGUUAUGGAAGGAAAGCUAAGCAAGGACUUCUUUGAGGGGUGCAGGGCCAUACUAUUGGACAAGGAUAGGAAUCCAAAGUGGGAACCUGCUAGAUUGGAGCUCAUAAGUGAGGGGAUGGUUGAGCAGUACUUCUCAAGAAUGGAUGAUGAAGAAUGGGAUGAUCUAAAGCUUCCUUCUAGGUCCAAUUUCGUGCUGCCGGGACACGCCAUAGCAAAACUCUAAGCAAGGAUUAGGAAAUGGAAUAAUGAGGAAGGGGUAUUUAUUUAGGGAGCUGGAGAUUCAGUUCAAGAAUAUAUACCCAGACAUUUCUCUUUUGUUGCUUAAGUAGUCAGUUAUGUAUCCAGAUUUGCUGGAAGGUGUAUAUAUUGUAUUUCCUAUAGCCAUACAGCUAGUGAAUAAGUGACAAACUAGACGUCAAUAAGACCAACCAAUUCUCAUAUUAUCCUACAAAUGUGGUUAUAUAUGAUAAUACAUUUGUUUAUUUGUUUUCUUUGAAUAAGUAAACAGGAAAGAUGAAAUACACCCUUGUCUAGUUAGCUUAUCGUCACCUGAUGAUACAAUUUUGGCAGCAAUGAUAGUUAGUAGCAGCAGCGUUGGUUUAAGUCCAGUCAUCAGCUACACAACAACAGCAACAAAACAAAGCAAACUUCCUGCUUGCUACUCCAAGCAGUCUCACAAUGCAAGCAGAAGAAUAAUCGGAUUAGCUCAAG